This is a messenger RNA of Stegastes partitus (bicolor damselfish), 759 nucleotides long. RefSeq names its product superkiller viralicidic activity 2-like 2. The record is from RefSeq and is a predicted model, not a curated record. Gene Ontology annotation, biological process: maturation of 5.8S rRNA. NCBI's taxonomy places the organism in Eukaryota, Metazoa, Chordata, Actinopteri, Pomacentridae. The transcript is spliced from 8 exons. The coding region runs from base 1 to 759 and encodes 252 amino acids. Gene Ontology annotation, molecular function: ATP binding; nucleic acid binding. Gene Ontology annotation, cellular component: nucleus.
AUGGCGGAUCCCUUUGGAGACGGUUUGUUCAGCGUGUUUGAUGAUGAACAACAAGCUACGGCGAAUAAAAAGACUCCCGCCGGUGUAGCGACAGAAACAGGGAAAGAUAAAGGUAAAGAUGGCACCGAAAAGGAUUCGGGUCCAUCUACCCGGGGCAAGAGGGAGGCAGAAGGUGACUGUGAAGAUGAUGUGGUGUUUGGGAAGAAGCCUCGACAUGAGACAGUCUCAGCUAAUGACCUGAAUCUUGCAGAGUUUAUGCCUCAAGUGAAAGUGGAGCAAGUGGAAACUGUGGAAGGAUGCUCACAUGAGGUUGCUCUGCCUGCCAGUGAUGAAUAUAAACCGCUGAAACCACGUGUGGGGAAAGCAGCCAAGGAGUACCCUUUUAUUCUUGACCCGUUCCAGCGUGAGGCCAUCUUAUGUAUCGACAACAACCAGUCUGUGCUUGUGUCUGCGCACACAUCUGCUGGCAAAACUGUUUGUGCUGAAUAUGCCAUUGCACUGGCUCUCAGAGAGAAGCAGAGAGUGAUCUUCACCAGCCCCAUCAAGGCUCUCUCCAACCAGAAGUACAGAGAGAUAUACGAAGAGUUCCAGGAUGUGGGUCUGAUGACUGGGGACGUCACCAUCAACCCCACGGCCUCCUGUCUUGUCAUGACGACAGAGAUCCUGAGGAGCAUGCUGUACAGGGGCUCUGAGAUCAUGAGGGAAGUGGCGUGGGUCGUCUUUGACGAGAUCCAUUACAUGAGAGAUGCAGAGCUGUAA